This is a messenger RNA of Symbiodinium necroappetens, 1362 nucleotides long. Lineage: Eukaryota; Dinophyceae; Suessiales; Symbiodiniaceae. The record is from the annotation of a GenBank genome assembly.
AUGAAACGACCGUGCACAGAGAAGAUCCCACCCAUCCAAGUGCGUGUCUACACCACAGCAGGCAACCUAGUAGCCGACCUACACCUGGACGAACCCAUAGUCGUGCGGAAGAUAAAAAACAAACUCGUCCCGGUACUCGGAGUAUCCAGAUACCGACAGACACUGCUUCAAGACACGCGCCUCCUCGACGACAACGACAAAAUCCGAAGAACCGCACGACUGCAAGUCGUACGCUUGAACUACAUCCCCACCUCCACCGACAACAUCCGACAGCUCAUCGAUGCCAGCUUCGAAAACUCCGAAUCCGAAGUCGAGGAACUCCUGAGCAAACCACAGGACGUCAACGCAUGCCUGCCCGGAACAGCAUAUCCCAACACCGCAAACGGGACAACCACCGCCCUCCAAGCAGCGGCAAGUGCAAACAACGCGCACAUCCUGAAAGUCCUCUUCCAAGCGCAUGCCGACGUGAAUCGCGACGGAAACGAUCGAGCCCUGUCCCACGCAGCAAGCCAAAACGCGGAGGAAGCCGCACGCAUCCUGUUGCAACACCGAGCAAACCCCAACACAACAGGCCGAAACGGACACACCGCCCUGCUCUACGCCGUUUCAGGCGGAUACCACCCACUGGCGACACUGAUCCUAGCGGCAAGAGCAGACCCCAAUCAAGGCAACGAACCAACGCGGACGCCGUUCGGCGUCGCUUGCCAGAAUAACGACGAAGAAAUGGCCACCACGCUUCUGCUAGCCCGGUCACACGUCCACACCACGCGACACCGGCCUCCCCACUACGAGUACAACACGACCGCUCUCUGCGCGGCCGCCAGCGCCAACUGCGUCUCCGGCCUCAGACUCCUGCUCGAAACAUCAAUCCACGUAGACAGCCAACUAGACGCCCCGGCGCUAUGGUACGCAACAUGGAACGGACGAACCGAAGCCAUAGACUUCCUGCUCGAGCAGAAGGCCGACGCAGAGAAACGCCUCUUACACGGUGGAACGGCUCUCUCUGCCGCAGCUUUCCAAGGUCACAACGCGAUCCUCCAAAAGCUUUUGCACCACUGCAAACUCCAGUCAGAAACGGAUGCAAACGUUUUGCAAGAACCGCUUCAGCUCGCAAUGUGGAGCAACAGACCCGAAACGGCCAAGCUUCUGCUCGAUGCCAAAGCCAAUCCAAGCGACGCCCACAGCAACGCAAAUCUUCACAGAAUCCGCGAGCUGCGCCGAUAUCAGUACACGUGGCCCUUGGAAGCACUGCUACCCACCACCGACAAACUCCGUCUCUACCAGUAUCUCCAAGACAGCCAAACACAAGCCCAGAGUCCUGAUACGAGCGACAGUUCAUCGGAACAAGAACACGAACCGUGA